Messenger RNA from Micromonas commoda, 2643 nucleotides. RefSeq lists its product with no specific name. Gene Ontology annotation, molecular function: zinc ion binding. The record is from RefSeq and is a predicted model, not a curated record. The transcript is spliced from 2 exons. The coding region runs from base 1 to 2643 and encodes 880 amino acids. NCBI's taxonomy places the organism in Eukaryota, Viridiplantae, Chlorophyta, Mamiellophyceae, Mamiellales, Mamiellaceae. Gene Ontology annotation, biological process: regulation of DNA-templated transcription.
AUGGUGCUGACGUGCGCCAAUCCGGCGUGCACCCGCGGGGACACCCCCAUGUGGCGCAAGGGAUGGACCCGACCGGGUGAGACCGACCCCGUCACCCUGUGCAACGCGUGCGGCAUCCUCUACAAGCGCGGCUGGUUCUGCGUGCACUGCGAGGAGGUGUACCGAAAGGUGGAGGGCGCCGACGACGACGCCGCGGGGCCCUCCGGACCGUGGAUCGGAUGCGACCACUGCGAACGAUGGUCGCACCUCUCGUGCGAGCUGGCGCGCGCUCCCGACGCCGUGCGCGGUUCCAAGUCGGUCGACGACGACGACGACGACGCCGACGACGACGCCCCUCCCGAAAAAGGCGGCGCGAGGUCCGGCGGACUCGAGGACUCGAAGCCGUCGCCGUCCCCGUCCCCGCCGUCGCCGGCUGUGUCGCCGCCUUUGCCGACGGUGUUUGACGCGGAGCUCGCGCCAGAGCCGUACCGGUGCCCGGAGUGCCGGGGAAAGGACCCCGCGUCCCUACCCCCGCCGCGCGCCGUCUCAUCGCACGCGUCGCAGACGUCCGUCGCCGCGGGGGCGCACGUGGCGGAGGGCAGGGUCGUGCACAACCGACCGUUUCUUCGAUCGGGCGACCGACGCGGCGGCGGAGGAGGAGGAGGCGGGGGAGGCGGGGGAGGGGGAGGUUCCGGGUGCAGAUCCGCGGUCGGUGCCGACGGGGACGCCGCGGUCGGCGGCGGCGGCGGCGGCGCGAUCCCCAAGGGGAAACGUUCGCGGGGGGGCGCGCGCAAACCCGCCGUCAGGUACGACCCCGGCGCCGGCGCCGGGGGUCGGCUUCCUCGCCGGCUUCCGAAGUCACCGGCGACGGGCACCGCCGCCAACAAACGAAUCGGGCGGUCGUACGCCCUCGGAAAGCGCAAACUCCCGCCGCCGCCGCCGCCGCCGCCGCCGCCGUCAUCCUCCCCGCUCGUGCGCCUUUACGACCGCGAGCCGACGACCUUCGUUCCCGUGGGCGACUCCCCGCUUCUCGCGUCGUCGUCGUCGCUGUUCCGCGACGGGGGUGCCCUGUCGCCCACGUGCCCGUCGAUGUCGUUGGCGUCGUUGGGGUUUGUCGGCGGCGGCGACGGCGAUGGUGCGGCGGCGGAUCGAUGGGCGUCGCGGGUGGCGUCCGUGGCGGCCGACGCGGAGCGACGGCGCGGGUAUGGGCACGGGAGCCAUAUCGGGGAGCCGUAUCGUGUCCAUAUCCCCGGCGCCCAUAUCCCGAUUGGCGGCGGGGGUAUGGGCACGCCCUCCGGCCUUUCCUUGCUUCGCGACCGGGACGUCCCGAUGUCGUCGCCCGCUCCCCCGGUUUCGGUUUCGCCCCGGGACGGGAGCAUCUUCACCGUCGAGAACCUCACGGGCGGCGGCGGCAUGAGGAAUUCGCAUAAGGAAUUCAUCCCCCCCCGCUCGUCACCGGCCUCGUAUACCUCGGCGGCGGCGACGCGCGCGUUCAUCGCCGCGCGCGACUGGGCCGACCCCGGCGCCGUCGACCCUCGCGCGCCCCACUACCGCUUCCUGGAAGACGAAGAAGCCGCGGCUCCCGCUCCGUUCGGCGGCGUCUCCCCGGAGUUUGGGAGCUCAUCCGCGCUCGACAACCUCGCGCCCCCCCUCGGGACCUGCUCCGACGGGCUCCACUGCCACCCUCCUUCCACCGCGGGGAUGGGGAUGCCGAUCACCCCCGCGCUCCUCGAGCCGCGGGGGGGUCUCCUCGGCGGCGCCGCGGAGACGGAACCUCCCACGUGGAGGCGGGGGGCGGGAAGCCGACUCAACUUCGACGGCGUCGCCGGGACCAUCGCCACCAUCGUCGGGGCCACCAUCGUCAGGGACACGUACGGCGAGGACGACCUGAUGGAACCGGACGACGUGGAGGUCUCCGGCGUGAACGGCGAACGCUUCGAGGACCUUCGAGAGGCUGCGAGGCUCCUCGGCAGGCGCGCCGCGAUGGAGGGUCUGUCGACUGGUUCGGCGGUGCUCUCGACUUCGCCCCCGGAUUCAUCGGGCUCCGGGGGACGCAACGAGCCCCCCGUGUGCUCUCCUCCUCUUCCCCAGGACAUAACACUGCACGGCGCAACGGGCCCCCCGCCUGACGAGGCGUGCACGUGCGACGUCUUGGCGCACCUCUCCCUGGCGUCGUCGGCGACUCGGGAGUUGGUUCGGCGGACCAAAGUGGCGGGGCCGGUGGCGGCGCUGCUUCACGGGAGCGCGAGCGCGGCGGUGCGUGAGGCGGCGGCGCGGCUCGCGUGUUCCCCCGCGUGGCGCGACGCGAUCGCGGAAGAAGCCGGGAGGACGGACGAUGCGGGGGGUUUGGGUUUGGGGGGAUCGGCGCGCGCGGUGGAAUCGUCGGUUCGUCGGGGCGGGGGUACCGGCGGGGGCGAUCCCGGGGCGGGGUCCCGUUUCUUCAAAGUUGCGGGGUUUGAUCGAGGGUUGGACGACGGGGACGGGGAUGGGGACGACGGGGACGAUGGGGACGAUGGGGAUUGGGAGGACGGGGACGGGGACGGGGAGAACAAGUCGGCACCACUGGAGCGAACCGGGAGCGUGCUCUCGGCGAGUCGGUUGGAGCCCAGGCCCGCGGGGAGCGGCGGGAUAGAGGGCCGUGAGCUCCGCAACAGCGUGAUGUGA